UCUCUCUCUCUCUCUCUCUCUCUCUCUCUCUCUCUGUUUCUUAGAUCGCCUGAAGCAGUCGCGGGUCAACGACGUUUGACCGGCGAGUCACGACAAAAAAAGGGUAUUGCAGUAAUUUGACACAUAUACAAAGACGUACGUACGUAGCCGAGAGAGAGAGUUACAAUUCAACUACUCUUUGAUAUAUUUAUAAAAGGAUAAGAAGACAGAGCAAGAGAGACGAGGACGAGAAAAAGAGGGUGUGUUAUCGGGGAGAGAGAGGUGGAUAUGGUGGAUGUCGUGAUGAGUUGUAGCAGAAAGAUUAAAAGGUCUGUCUCCGGCGCCGGAGAUUGCCGGAAAAGGCGGCGAUGUCAGUCGGGUUUGUCGUCCUCUUCCUCGGCGGCGGCCGCCGGAGAAGGUCGAGGAGCGGAUUUGUUCGGUUCGAUCCCCGACGAUCUCGUCGUCUGUAUCCUCUGUAAACUUAGCUCCACUGCCCGUUGUCCCGCCGAUUUCAUCAACGUCUUGAUGACAUGCAAGAGAUUAAACGGGUUAGCUUUGAAUUCACCGGUGCUGUCGAAAGUUUCUCCGAAAGCUCUUGCCGUCAGAGCAAAAUACUGGUCGGAAUCUGCCGACCGGUUCCUGCGACGAUGCGCCGAUGCCGGAAGCGUGGAAGCUUGUUACAUUCUGGGCAUGAUUCGGUUUUACUGCCUCCAAAACAGAGGGAGCGGCGCUUCCCUUAUGGCCAGGGCGGCGAUUAAAUCUCACGCGCCGGCGUUAUACUCCCUCGCCGUGAUUCAGUUUAACGGAAGCGGCGGAUCCAAGAACGAACCAGAAAACCAACCCCGUAAGGUUCUCCGCGAGCUCGGCCACUGCCUCCAAGACGGCUACGGCGUCCCCCAGAACACCGCCGAGGGCCGACGCUUCCUCGUCCGAGCCAACGCACGCGAGCUCGCCGCCGUUCUCUCUUCCUCCGGUGUCUUCCCCACUAGGUCGUGGCUCACUUGGUCGCACCACGGCGGGGCCACGGCGGUGCUGAGUUCAAGCCCGUUGCUGAGCGAUUUCGGGUGUAAUGUGCCAGCGCCGGAGGUCCAUCCGGCCAACAGAUUCCUGGCGGAGUGGAUCGCCGAGCGCGGCGGCGGAGGUGGAUCGCCCGGAAAUGGGCUGAGGCUGUGCUCGCACGGCGGAUGCGGAAGGCCGGAGACGAGGAAGCAUGAGUUCCGGCGAUGCUCCAUCUGCGGCGCCGUGAACUACUGCUCACGCGCCUGCCAGGCCCUUGACUGGAAACUCCGCCACAAGGCCGAGUGUGCUCCCAUGGAGCGGUGGCUCGAGGAAGACGGCGACGGUGGUGGUGACGGUAUCGGCAACUUUCAGGGAAACGGAGAAUUUAACGGUGACGACGGCGUUAUCCCCAUGAGUUAACGGUAACAGUGACGGCCAACGGUAGAAACGUUAAGAGACGGGAAGAUUUUCACGGUAGGUCCUUUUUCCCCCUGAAAAGGUGAAGUUAAAAAAAAUUACAUCGAGAAAUCGUUAGACGGCGUUGAGUUUUUUUUUAAUCCCAGUCGAAUGUAUAGAGAUGGUAUAAAAAAAAAUCC
Tarenaya hassleriana is the source of this 1574-nucleotide messenger RNA. Its product is annotated as F-box protein At1g67340-like. Bases 268 to 1398 code for a protein of 376 amino acids. The transcript is spliced from 5 exons. The record is from RefSeq and is a predicted model, not a curated record. Lineage: Eukaryota; Viridiplantae; Streptophyta; Magnoliopsida; Brassicales; Cleomaceae. Gene Ontology annotation, molecular function: protein binding.